AUGGUCAUGGUUGAGAAACACUGGUUUACACUAAACAAACGAUUUUUUAACUCAGUUCAAAUCAUAUGAAACAGAUAAUACACAUAUGGUUUUCUUCAGAGAAGGUAGAUGGGAUUGGCGUCAAAGAAUACUUCUUAUGCACACCUGUAAAAAUAAUGAGAUUUUGAAUUUUAGAAAAAUAUAUUAUAAAAUGGUGACACCAUAUUUUCUCUAAAAGACAAAAAAAGAGAAAAAGGAAAAUAAAAUGUAAAACCACAUUUUCCCUUGUAAAAGGGAAUGUUCCUGGUUAGUAAGGGAAGAAGGGUAGAUCUUGUAUCCUGAUGAGGAAACAAUGUCUUACUUUAUUUGUUCUUCUAGUUUCUGGGAGUUGAUAUUAUUUUGACCUUCUGGGUAUUCAUAGAAGUGCAACCCAAUCCUAGAUCCGCAAUAUUUGUGAGAAAAAAAAACCCACAAAUAGUCUCCCUGAUAUGAUUAGUUAAUGGUUAUUAUUAUUAAACUCCAGAGUAAUUUAAGGAAAUUAUUGGAUAGUAUUGGAUGCUAACCUUUGGACAUAAUAAAUGCAAAAAAAGAUAUGUCAGAUAGCAAAAGUAAUUUAAUUAGAUAUUGAAAUUCUACACUGCCAAUUUCACCUGAGUCACUCGGGGUCAUUUACAAUAAAAAUACAGUGUUAAUACCUAGAAAAAUGAGGAAAUGGUUUACAUAACAAUUUUAUUGUUAGCUUCUGUAUUCUUAUCAACCUUGAUAUUUCCUUCUGAAGAGUUGAAAGGACUACCUGAAAGGCUGAAUUAUUGAUUGAUUUGUUUGUUGUGUAUCAACAUAAAGUUCCCAAGAUUCUCAUGGUGUCUCCUCUUAUCUGUCAAGGUCAUAUUCUUAUUCCUCCUCCAAGAUUCCUUGACAACAAACAAACAAGCAUAAAAUGAGGAAGGCAUGGUGAAAGCAGGAAGAAAUCAGCUGCAAAAGCCAAACUGCUGAACUGAGGUUUUGUGGUUCAGACAUUGCCUGAAAAGCUAUGAACAACAGGCUGCUCCUGGUCAUUGCUUUUCUUCUCUGCCCAAGCUGCUCUUCUCAAAAUGAAGGAGGAACAAAUUGUAAUGGUCCACCCAGGAUUGAGAAUGGGGAUAUUAUUACUUUAUCUGAGAAGCAGUACAGAUCUGGCUCUUCAGUAGAAUUCAGAUGCCAAAGGUUUUAUGCCAUGGAAGGCCAGAAAAUAUCUUUCUGUGACAAUGGGAUCUGGACAAAAGUGCCCAUUUGCCUCGAUCCCUGUAUGAUUCCCACGGCUGAACUGGAAAGGCAGAAGAUAGAAGUUAAAGAUGGAAUGGAUGCCUCUGAAAAUAUAUUUGUUCAACGUGGACAUUCUAUAGAGUUGAUCUGUAGAACAGGAUAUGUCCUUGCAGCAGAUUCUUCCCAGUCAGCUUCUAUAAUCCAUUGUGAUGGGACAACCCCUUUGAUUCCUAAAUGCAAAGAAACUAUAUGCAACUCUCCAAGAAUAUCGAAUGGCUCUUUCCGACCUAAAAGAAGUAUAUACCGUGACGGGGAUCUAAUUCAAAUUCAGUGUAACAGUGGAUUUACCUUUGAACCAGAUAAUAGAGGACAGGUGGUUGAAUGCACAAAAAAUGGGUGGUCACCUCCAUCAAAAUGUGUCUUAGAAAUAACUUGCCAGGCAAACCCCAUUGAACAUGGAACCAUAUUAUCUCCAAAGUCCAUUUACAAGGAAGGUGAGAGAAUACAAUUCUCAUGUAAUGAAGGAUACAGAUACGUUGACAGACCAGAUGCCUUAUGUACUAAGAAUGGAUGGAGUGCAAAACCUCAAUGUACAUAAAUGCAAUGUCCUCCUCCAGAAGUGACAAAAGGCCACAUUGAACCUAAACGAUCGCAAUAUAUGUACAACGAUACAGUUGAGAUAACCUGUUAUAAACAGGUGUUUUUUACAAGAGUCACAAGAAAGUACAUUUCUAAAUGUACUGCUAAUGGUUGGAACCCCCCUGCUCUCUGUAAAGAUAACCUGCCACUUGGAUUGCUUUUGACCAUGAGCUACAAGUCUUCUGAAAGCCUCAUGUGACAGGAAGAAGAGUCUACCAGUGGUCUGUAAGACUAGUAAAUGCCCAUCCAAAAAAUAACCAAUUUGAUAAAUCUCUGGAAGGAAUAAAUAGCUGAGAUGGUGCAGUGGUUAGAAUGCACUACUGCAGCUACUUCUGCAGACGGGCAAGUUGGGGACAAUGCUGUGUAUUCAUACUCUCAACCAACUGUUAGGGGAGGCCUCUUUGCUUCAAGAGAAACAGUAAAUGUAGAUGAGCCUAUAGGAACACGCACAGUGAAAUUUGCUAGCACAUGAACAGACCUACUUUUUUGCAUGGCACAUGAGUAGAAUGAUUGCAACAUUAGGAGCAGAAUCACAAGUUGAGGAUCAUAACUUUGAUUAUUACUGAAAAGGCAGGCAGAAGGGCUGAACACCCCCCCAAAAAAAGUUGAAUGGAAGAGGUUGCAGGAAUGAAAUGAUUAGUUAUAAAGAGGGAAAGGAAAAGACAGUAAAUGUUUCAUGUGAAGUCAGUAAAUACAAUACAAGGCGUCACUGUGCAGAAGCCAUGUUGUUACAGAGAGAGGGAGCAUACAACAGGAACCAGAAAUGCAUCACAGAAACAAUAAAAUGAAAUACAGAGUAGCAAAGUGAUGUAGGAAACAAAUACAACAGAGAUGAAUGAUAGAGCUGCAUAUAAGGGAAACUUAACAUCCAUAACAGUAAACGUUAGAACUCAAUCUCAGUCUAGAAUAAUAGAAACAGAAGGAUCUCAUGCCCUGGUUGGUUUACAGGUCCUUGAGAAACACAAAGAGCACACUCCAAUCUCUAUAAAGGUUGUCAAAAGCCACAAAACUAUGUGAUCCAGAAAUUGUUAAUGGUGACUUAUCCAAAGGUGAUAAUUGGGAAAUUAAAGAUGUGGUAUAAUUAGCAAUUCUGAUGCUAAAAUGGUUUUCUACAAAAAUUAAACUUUAAAAUAAAAUAACCUUAAAGAGGCUACAAUCAAAUAAAAAAUAAAUUAGCCAGAAGGUGACCCCGUAGUUGACCUUUGGCAGCAUUUUCCUAAAAUGCUCCAAAUUUCCUGUUUAACCACCACUGAACACAAAAUCUGUAACUCGUGAGGAGUUCACAUGUCUUUUCAAAAACACCGAAUUCUGAACUAUUUUGUUAUGCUAAAUCACAAUGAGAUAUGAUAUAUGAUAUUAUGACAAUAUCCUUAUCUGAAUGAAUUGUUUAGAAAAAGAUACUCUGGGUUUUUGGUGUGUGUGUUUGUGUGCGUGUGCGUGUGUGUGUGUGUGUGUGUGUGUGAAUCUGCUUAGAUUUGUAUCCUGAUUCAAUAUCCAGCUAUUGUAUCAAGUUACCUAACAUGUUGCAUGGAAAAAAGGGAAUGUAAAUCUUUCUGGUCCUAGCGCAUAGAUGUAGUAUGCAUUAUGGGAGCUCCCCCAAAUGGCUGGCAAUUUUGGUGAAAAAAAAGUAAAAUUCCAGAGAAAAUAUUGAUCUCUGGGCAUAACAGCAGUUCUGAAAUUCUCUCUGUUGAAAAUCUCCUCAAAGAUAUUAGUGAGAUUUUAUAUUCCCAUCAGAAAUCACAAGAUCUUGCUCUACACACAAUUCUUAAUUCCUAAGCUAGCUAUAUACUCUGACCAGCACAAUAGUACUACUUUAUCUAAUGAUACCACUUUAUCUGAACAGCAAAGUUUCAUGAUCUUAAGCUUAGAAUUGGAAAGAUGCACCAAUUUUCCUGAUGAGACAAUCAAAUAAUUUUCAAUGGAAAGAUUCAUUUGUUAAAGUAUUAGCUGAUGAAAAUGUUUUCUUGUAGGACCAAAGCAAUAUAAAUUAAUCCUUAGCUUAUGCAAUUUAUGCAGCUUUUGCAGUUCCUUGAAUAACAAGUGAAGAAGAUUUGAGAUGCAACAAUAUUAACAGCUGAGGUGAAAGGAAUGGGAUAAAAUAUAUUGUGGAGAUGGAAAUAAAGUUGAAUUUCGAUGUAAAAGAAUUACUUGCAUAAAUGGAAAAAGCAACUAUCCAUAUUGCAUUAAUAUAUGUAUACUUUACCCUUCUCUCCUUGUUUUCUUUCCACCUUUUAUUACCAGCAUGAAAAUAAAAUAUUUGUUCAAUGAA
Crotalus tigris (Tiger rattlesnake) is the source of this 4129-nucleotide messenger RNA. RefSeq names its product complement factor H-related protein 1-like. NCBI's taxonomy places the organism in Eukaryota, Metazoa, Chordata, Lepidosauria, Squamata, Viperidae. The coding region runs from base 1010 to 1819 and encodes 269 amino acids. The transcript has 7 exons. The record is from RefSeq and is a predicted model, not a curated record.